AUGGAGAAAAAUACACCAGAUGCACAAACAAGAGGAGGAGACCAUUCUAAUGUUAUAGACAGCAAGACUAAAACAAUACCACACCAAGAAGACACGGUGCUGCAGAUGAGAAAUGCAAUGGUGCCUCUUGAAGAGGCAGUUAAGUCAACCCAUCAGCCUCCAUUUGCGAGCACUGACACUUAUUUAAAAAGGUGCAAACAGUUAGAGAAGGAAAACAAAGAGGUUACGUAUAAACUGACAAAAAUGGAGAAUUAUUGCCGGGAGUGCAAAACAGAGCUGCAGACAUUUGUGAAGAGAUUCAAGGAGUUUAAAACCAUCAACAACGACCUAGACUUAAAGAACAGACAGUUGCUUAUUAAGAACCAGCAAAUGAGACAAAGGAUCACGGAAGUCUUAAAACACGAUAGACCUCAGUCUGAAGACCUAAAGAGAAUCACCAAGUGCAGUGAACACCAUUGUCAGGAGAAGCAGCAACUAAAAGAAACAAUCAUCCAGCUCCAAGCACAGGUAAAGCACUUAACGGAACAAGUCAUGGAUGCUCACAGAAUACAAGCCAAGACUUUACAGGAUUCAGAAAGGAUCCAAGAGGGUGUAAACCAAGAGAGGAAGAUCCUAACUGAACUACAACAGGAAAACCAGACUCUUAGGGAAAGACUGGAGCAUUACUUUCAGACAAUAAAAGAUGCUGAGAAUAGAGCAGAGGGAGCUCAGAAUGAACAGGUUGAACUAGAGCACUGCCUGCUCGCUGUGCAGACUGAGAGGAAUCUACUGCGGCAAGAAGUAAUGAGGCUCCAUAAGGAAUAUAUCAGCCUCACU
This is a messenger RNA of Myxocyprinus asiaticus (Chinese sucker), 816 nucleotides long. RefSeq names its product serine/threonine-protein kinase MRCK beta-like. The transcript has a single exon. The record is from RefSeq and is a predicted model, not a curated record. The annotation marks the transcript as partial. NCBI's taxonomy places the organism in Eukaryota, Metazoa, Chordata, Actinopteri, Cypriniformes, Catostomidae.